UCGCGACUCCGACGUCCCCGACGUCUCCGGUACACGUGCUCAGCUUGUCGGCAUCUUGGACUCUAUUUCUGACUCGCCCCGUGUGCGCACCACGGCGCAUCUCCACGCCGUGGCUCUCCCGCGAGGAAGGGCCUUCGUGCGUACCGUCGCGAGCACCCGCGCGCUCUUCCCGCUUGCACUUCAGCCCUCGGUCCCUUCGUAGUAAAAUACGAGACGUUACCAGUGUCACGUAUGAACAUGUGUCGCACGGACGGCACAUACGCACGCUGGACUGCCCUACGCACACAUCUUGCAUUUAUUUUUACGCCGCUUCUUUCACCUUCCUAUCCUUUUGGACGCGAAUCUUUCCGUAGAACCAGCUCUUCGCAGACUCCUCAACUCGUCCACUCACCGUUCCAUAUGUGAUUGCUGAUGUAUCUGCAAUACACGUAUGAACGUACGCGAGAAUAAGAGUCUCAAUGAUUUUAUCCGCUUGACAUGACUCAAAGUACUUAGGUUUUUUUUUACCCUUAGCAUAUUCUUCGUGUCCGCUCUUUUUGACAUGCUGCAAGUAAUGUGUAAUGCAAAGUGGAAAUGUAAAAUAUUACACGUUUUAGUUUUAUAAAUUUUGUAUGCAGUUUAUAUAAUGUGUAUUAUUAAUUCUUUGACCUGUUUAUAGUAAGAAUGGUAAUAAAAUUUAAAAAACUUGGUAUCAAUCUAGCCAUAUCGAUUUGUUAAUAACGUUAAAGCGGUAUUAGAGUUUCCGAAUGCAAUGCUACUAGGAAGCGUAAUGUGGCAACCAACUCAGGCCGAUGUUGCAGUACUCGAGGCACUGGGGAAAGCACCGACAUCUUCAAACCCUCAUGUACUCCGUUGGUACAACCACAUAAGAUCGUACGACUUUAAGUCACUUCCCGGAGAAAAGAAAGCCCCUGCCAUCUUUAGCACCGCGAGCGCCCCGGCUUCGUCCACGGGAAAGGCGAACGACGAUGACGAUGACCUAGAUUUAUUUGGUUCGGACGAGGAGGAGGACGCGGAAGCCGCGAAAAUCAGGGAGGAAAGGUUAAAGGCGUACGCGGAGAAGAAAUCAAAAAAGCCCGUGGUUAUCGCCAAGUCGAGUAUCGUGCUGGACGUGAAAAGCUGGGGAGAUGAAACCGAUAUGAAGGAAAUGGAGAACGCGGUGAGAUCGAUUCAGAUGGACGGUCUUGUUUGGGGUGCAUCAAAACUUGUCCCAGUGGGCUACGGCAUACACAAGUUACAGAUAAUGUGUGUGAUAGAAGACGAGAAAGUAUCGGUGGAUUUACUGAUUGAACAGAUUCAAGAAUUCGAGGAAUUCGUUCAAUCUGUAGACAUUGCUUCGUUCAACAAGAUCUAAGGGACAAAAAAAACAAAAACAGCUCAUUACUUUUAAUAUUGGAUUAAUAAAUAUUAAUUGUUUGUAUAUACACAAUUUGUUACUCUCUUAAUAUACCCGCAGGAUUCCUUGUGCAGUCUUCAAGAGUAAUACAAUUUUACUAAAGCUU
Molecule: messenger RNA, 1502 nt
Organism: Vollenhovia emeryi
Lineage: Eukaryota; Metazoa; Arthropoda; Insecta; Hymenoptera; Formicidae
Gene: eEF1beta
Product: elongation factor 1-beta'
Exons: 3
Coding region: 752-1354 (200 amino acids)
Biological process (GO): translational elongation
Cellular component (GO): cytosol; eukaryotic translation elongation factor 1 complex
Molecular function (GO): translation elongation factor activity; guanyl-nucleotide exchange factor activity
Source: RefSeq, a predicted model, not a curated record